AUGCCUCUGCAAGAUGGCGCAUCGUCUGUCAAAGUGUGCGUGCGUGUGCGGCCGUUCAACAGCCGCGAGCGCAAGCGAGGCGCAAAGUGCAUCGUCACCAUGAAGGACAACGUGACGCAGAUUGAGAACCCGUACAACCAGCAGCAGAACACGUUUGCCUUUGACUUCUCUCACUGGUCACACGACGCCGACGAUCGCGCUGCGUUUGCGGACCAGGCCGCCGUGUACACAGACGUUGGCAAGACGCUGCUGAACCACGCCUUUGACGGAUACAAUGCAUGCAUCUUGGCAUACGGCCAGACCGGUGCAGGCAAGUCAUAUACGAUGAUGGGCGACAAUGCAACAGGAGCCGAGGCUGGCAUCAUCCCGCGGCUCUGCGAGGAGAUGUUCCAACGCAUCCAAACCCAACACAGCAGCAGCAACAGCGAGUUCACUGUGGAGGUGAGCUACCUUGAGAUUUACAACGAGCGCGUAUGGGACCUGCUCAACCCGACCAACACCACGUCCCUCAAAGUGCGCGAGCAUCCGCUCACGGGCCCAUAUGUCGAGGACCUUUCAAAGCUCGCGGUCACUUCUUACGAUGACAUCAGCCAGCACAUUGAAGCUGGCAAUCGCGGCAGGAAGGUCGCUGCCACCAAUAUGAACGCCCGCAGCUCACGAUCGCACGCUGUCUUCAGCAUCAUCCUGACCAUGCACGAUGCACACGCGAAGAGGAAUGGCAGCGCUGGCAAGGUGUCCAAGUUGAAUCUUGUCGACCUUGCUGGCAGCGAGCGUGUGACGUCGACUGGUGCCCGCGGCGCUCGGCUGAAGGAGGGCGCAAACAUCAAUCGCUCCCUCACAGCACUCGGCAAGGUGAUCUCGGCGCUGGCAGACCGCAGCGAGGCGUCACGAGGGCGGAGGAAGCGAACACAGCUGGUGCCGUACCGGGAGAGUGUGCUGACGUGGCUGCUGAAGGAAAGCCUUGGCGGCAACAGCAAGACAUCCAUGAUCGCAGCCAUCUCCCCGGCUGAUAUCAACUACGAGGAGACACUCAGCACGUUGCGAUAUGCGGACCGCGCCAAGCAGAUUGUGUGCAAGGCGAUUGUGAACGAGGACCCAACCUCAAAGAUGAUUCGUGAAUUGCAGCAAGAGGUGUUGCGACUGCAACAGCAAUUACAGCAGCAGCAGCAGCACCAACACCCUGCUGCAUCCCCUAUGCAACGCAACGUUACGUCAGCAAACGGGGCGGUUGUGCCAGCUGCCGCUGAGCACGAUGACAGCCAAGUGCUGGACUUGAAGGCGCGACUCGAGCAAUCGCAAAAGCUGAUUUCAGAGCUGACGGCGUCGUGGGACGAGAAACUGGCCAAGGCUGAUGCUAUCAAGCGCGCACGGCAGGAGGCACUCCAGUCGAUGGGAAUUCGCCUGAACGAAACUGGCGACGGCGCCGUUGGCGUCAGCGGACCAAAGGACCAGCCGCAUCUUGUGAAUGUGAGCGAGCGCUUACACGAGGACGAGCUAGUGCUCUAUUAUCUCACCGCAACAGAGACCAUAGUCAACCCGACUCCGUGCGACAACGAGCAUGAUGGAAGGGGCAGAAUACACGCACGUCCACACGAUAUCAUGCUCAGCAGCUGUGACAUUUUCCCACAGCACUGUGCAUUUGUUAAGCAACAAGCAGGCGUCAGACUGGAGUGUCGGAGUGAGAAUGCGCGGGUGCUGGUUGACGGCGUUCCCGUGACAGACGGCGUGGAUUUGGAGAGCGGAAUGCUCAUCCAGCUGGGCGACUACCACGUGCUCCGUUUCGUCGACCACCGCCCCUCACGCAGUCGCCUUGCAUCCCGGAGCACCAGCAGGGCCGCGUCACCCUCUCUUCGCCGCCGUUCCGUCUCUCUGCGCGAAAUUGCACACGCGCAGCGGCGGCGGUCGAGUUCAGCGCUCGUGGGCAGUGCGCCAUCAUCCCCGGCACUGGCACCGCCACACACGCCAAGCAGCCAUGCAGGCCGGGAUGUGGAGGAGCUGGUGUGGUCGCACGGUCCGCUUUCGGCGAUGGCGCUCGAGUCGCUCGUGUGCUGGCGUCGUGGUAUUGAUCCCACGAACGAAGAGCAGUGCACAGCGGCAGCACAGCAGCUUAGCAACACGCUCGCGCUGCUGCUGUCUGAAGGGCGACUGGUGCAGGAGCAGGGGCCGGGCGGUGCCUGGCUCAUACGCACACAGCAACUGCGAUCAACACAAGAAAAACAAUCACAACAGCAGCAGCAACCAUCACAACAGCAGCACCAGCAGCAGCAGCAGCAGCGCCAAAACAGACAGCAGCAACAGCUGCAUCGCAGUACACUGUCCACCCGUGCGUCACAGAGUGUGCCAUCACCGCUGGCACGUGCGUGCUCGCUGGAAGACAUGCGCUCGCUCGACGGGCAGCGGCUUGUGGCGGAAGCGAAGUUGAAGCGGCGCAGUGGCGGACACACGGGCGACGCAACCCGAUUGCACCGUGGUGAUGGGGGUGGUCGAGGUGUUGGUAGGAUGGCGAAGACUGUGCCAUCGUCACCAACGGGUCCCUCGCCGCCACUACCGUCAACAGGCUGUGGAUGCACAACCCGGCAGCAGCAGCAGCAGCAGCAGCAGCAGCAGCAGCAGCAGCAGCAGCAGCAGCAGCAGCAGCAGCAACAACAACAAGAUCACUAG
Salpingoeca rosetta is the source of this 2661-nucleotide messenger RNA. RefSeq lists its product as uncharacterized. Gene Ontology annotation, molecular function: microtubule motor activity; ATP binding; ATP hydrolysis activity. The transcript has 20 exons. The coding region runs from base 1 to 2661 and encodes 886 amino acids. Lineage: Eukaryota; Choanoflagellata; Craspedida; Salpingoecidae. Gene Ontology annotation, biological process: microtubule-based movement; cytoskeleton-dependent intracellular transport. Gene Ontology annotation, cellular component: kinesin complex; microtubule. The record is from RefSeq and is a predicted model, not a curated record.